Molecule: messenger RNA, 1200 nt
Organism: Bufo gargarizans (Asiatic toad)
Lineage: Eukaryota; Metazoa; Chordata; Amphibia; Anura; Bufonidae
Gene: ALKBH3
Product: alkB homolog 3, alpha-ketoglutarate dependent dioxygenase
Biological process (GO): DNA alkylation repair; DNA repair
Cellular component (GO): nucleus
Molecular function (GO): dioxygenase activity
Source: RefSeq, a predicted model, not a curated record
GGUGAGAGGAGCUGGAACGCACAGUUCUCGGCUUUGUAUGUGGAAUCCUGUGUGACAGACAUUAGAGCCGAGUUAUCUCUGUGCCUGUGAGGACGUAGAGGAGACGAGGCGCUGCUGGUACAGGCUGUCAGCAAGAUCCCUGUGAUGAAUAUUGACUGCAGCGUACGGGAGGAUGGAUGACAAGAGACGUAGGGCGCGAGUGCAGGGAGCGUGGGCAGGACCUGCCAAAAAUACCGCUCGUCCUGCAUCUCGGCCUGUCCUUACAGCCGCAAAGCCCCAGCACUGGGGAAGUGACCAGGUCGUUCCGGACAAGCAGUUUGUAUAUAAAGAGCCAGCAGAGGUGAACCGAAAAGUGCCGGAGCCCCGCAUCAUUGAGAAGGAAGGCGCCUAUGACAUCGGCACGACUGCGUCUGGGGUGUCCAGGCUCCGGCUCUUCCCCCGGUUCAUUGACCCCAAAGAAGCAGACUGGAUGUUCAAACAAUUACACAGAGAGAUCCCCUGGUCACAGAAAACCAACAUCAGGCCAGAUGGACCUUACCAGGAACCACGACUGACCUGCUGGUACGGGGAGGUCCCUUACACUUACUCCCAUUCGACAAUGCAGGCCAAUCCUCACUGGCAUCCUCUGCUGACCAUGCUGAAGCACCGUAUAGAGGAGGUGACCGGCUACACCUUCAACUCCCUGCUCUGCAACCUGUACAGACACGACAAGGACAGCAUCGACUGGCACAGCGACGAGGAGCCGGAUUUGGGCAGGAAUCCCAUCAUCGCCUCUUUGAGCUUCGGGGACACCCGCGUGUUCCAGAUGAGGAAGAAACCUCCACCUGAGGAGCAUGGAGAUUACACGUAUGCAGAGCGAGUGCAUGUACCGCUGGACCAUGGAAGCCUCCUGCUGAUGGAGGGAGCAACACAAGAAGACUGGCAGCACCGGGUGCCAAAAGAAUAUCACGACCGGCGGCCCCGGAUCAACCUUACGUUCCGGAUUAUGUUCCCAGAAGAGAGGCGAUAGAGAAGCCUGACCCCUGGAGGAUGUUCUGUGAACUUCACUGACCAUCGUGGGAUCAAUUCUCUCCAUGAUCUGAUGAAGUAAACCAAGCUGCGGUAUAUUCUGCUGUCAAGAAUUUACUGGAAUGUUAUUUUUUUUUUUGUUUCAUUGUACUUAAUAAUAAUUUAAGAGAGUGAUUAAAAAGCAUAUGUGUA